AUGAGCUCUGAGCCAAUGGAAAGCGAACCUGCGGAAACAUCUUUGCAGUCUUCCCCCCAGCCCCAAACCUCACUUUUCUAUCCUUGGAAAUAUAUCACAGACGAAUUCAUUCAAGUUCCAGGAACGCUGAAAAAUACUCUUAUAUCCAAAAUAUCCACCAAAGAUAUUCAGAUUGAAGAUGUCUUUUAUGAAAUCCUGCUCUCAGUUUCGGAAUAUCCCGAAAGAGUUUCCCGUUCAAUGCUCUUACAGCUACUCUCUGAAAUUAUAGCCAAUAUUAAUCAAGUGGAGGCAAGAGCAAAAGAAUCCGAAAAUUUCAUCCUUUUGGCCCAAGCAUUCAAGAUGAAUAAAAACAUUAGCAUCUUUAUCAAAGAUUGCUCAGUAGAUACCCGGUUCAAAAUAUUGCAUCUCGAUAAACUUAUACUCAAAUCAGAAGCAAUCUUCCCUGAUUAUGGAAAAUAUCAGUACAAUGAUGCAAAAAACCGCAUCUUUUCUGUAGAUAGUUAUUCUUCAUUACAUGAAGCAAGUGAAGGUUAUGCAAAGUUUAUGUCACAAGUUUUCUCUUAUUUAGAUCUACAGCCAACAGAUCAUGCUCACAUUAGUGUAUUGACUGAUGUACUUAAUAGAAUCAUGGCAGAAUUUAACCUUGACAAUAGCAGAUGCUUCCUUCUUUUGCUCAAUAUCUUAUCAGGCCACUUAGAAAAAAAUGAGCUACUAGUUCUGUCCAUAUUAAAGCAAUCGCCAUGGUGGAAUUUAAGCGAAUACAAUACAUCCGUGCAAACUACAAUAGUGGACUAUUUGUUAAAUUACGUUGGUAUCAAAUGUAAGGAAUUGAAACUAAUCACUUUGCUAAUCAAACAUAAAAUCUUAGAAUUCGAUUCAAUAUACAACUCUUUAGGACCGUAUGAUUUCUCACUAAUUGAUUCAAGCUCAAUCAAUUUGAUUGAAAACAAUGAGUUCUCUGAACUAUACGAUGCAACUGAAAAAGAAAUUUUGAGAAAAUCACAACUAUCCAGUGCAUCUGCUCUUGCAUUGGCAGCACCAUUAGUACCCGACUCUGACGAUGAGGAUGAUGAUGAUAGAAGAAUGCAAAAUACAAACUCAAAAAAUGAUGAAUCGAAAGAGUUGAAAUCAAAGCCGGAACCAGUUCCUGAAGUUUCCAUCUUAGAGAAAGCCAAGUUUUUCAGGAAAAUGGAUUUUUUACAACAUCUAAUUGAGUAUGAAAUGAUUGAUGAAGCACUCCUGGUUUUAACCCAGUAUCCACAGAUCCCAUUAAUUUCUGAUCCAGCGGCAGACAAAUUGAACAGUUUAGUAGAUAGAGUAGUAUCCGCAUUUUAUUUCAAAUUCGUUGAUAAUUUGAAUAUCUCAACAAAUGAUAUCAUAAGUACAAAAAUGGGCCCUAUACCUGUGACAACAAUUGAUGAAUUUUUAAGUUUCACAAUACAAUUCAUCUCAUUUAAUAGACAAAAAGUUUCUAGGAAUUCAAACUUAAUGUACAAGCUAGUUAGGGUUAUGAAAAAAGCUUUAGAAUCAGGCGUUAAAGACUCAAAUUUUUGGCUCCAAUUCUAUAGACUUUACAUAUUCCCAUGUCUUUCAUUUACAAAUAAUAUCCCACUUGUUAAUGAAGCAUUUGAUAUUUUACUCUCACACUAUCCAUUAGAAACGAGAUACAACUUAUACGGCGAGUACCAAUUGAGCGUGAAAAGAGAUCCUAUCACCAAGUUGAACUACGAAGCAGCAGAAAAGAAGACUAGGAAUUUGUUAAAACGAUUAUCUGUUGAAAACGUCCAAGUAGUUAGUCGUUCAUUGAAUAAAUUAUGCUCCGUUAACUGUUUAGCAGUUACAAAUGCCUUUAUUUCUCAUAUUGAAAGUUAUAAUAGUUUGAUCGAAUUAGUUUGCCAAGCUUCUGAGUUUUUCAACGAUUUUGCAUGGGAUGUUAUUACAUUCCAAAUAUUAAACAAGUUGAAUAGUAAUAGAAUGGCCAUUCAAAGCGAUGGGUUGAACUACUCACCUUGGUUUGCUAAUCUUUCUCAAUUCAUUGGAAAUCUUGGAAAAUCAUAUCCUGAAUCGUUUCAGCUAUUUCCAAUACUACUGAAUAUUGUUAAGAGUUUGACACAGGGGGACACCAAUAUUUUGUCUGUUGUGAAAGAGUUGCUAGAUUCGAUGACAGGUAUUAAAUCCAUUGCAAAUUUGACAACCAAGCAAAUCAUGAGAAUGAAUGCAGAAACUAGUCUCAAAAAAUUCGCAUAUAUGGGGAUUCAAGAUAAUCGUGAGAACUGUGUCAAAAGUUGUUUAAAACUUCUUGAGACUUUGGUGCACGACAAACUAUUUGCAGAGCUCUUUGUUUUGUUGUGCCGUCUUCCUACUAGCUUGAUUGACAAAGCAGAUGAUAAACCAUUGAAGUUCGUUAACCAAAAGUGUGAUGAAGUUUUUUCAUUAAUUCACGUUCUUACUGAAGCAUUAGAGUCACAUUUAGAUACUUCAUUAUUUGAGAGCAACAUGAUACCUGUUGUUUCACUUAUCAAAGAUUAUAAGAUUCAGCCUCAAUGGGCGUUUGAACUCUGGAGAACGCAAUGGUCGAAGGAAAUAAAGACAAAUGGGAAUAGUAGCAAGAGUGUUUUUCAAGAAUUUCAAAUUCCAUUUGAGAAGAGCAUGUCUAAGAUAGAUUGGAGCUCACUGAGUUCUGGCUUUUAUAUUACCUUUUGGCAAUUAUCAUUGUACGAUAUCAAUUUCAACGAUCUUUCGUAUAUGAUGGAGUAUUCCGAUCUCAAAUCUCAGAUUACUGGUAUUAACAUGAAGUUGAGACAGCAAAAGCGUGAACUUGCACCGAAGGAGGCACUUGCAUUAGAGAAAAAGAGCAAUGAAUUGACGUCUAUCCUUACUCAUAUUCGUGAAGACAUGAAUAUUCAUGAAUCUAACUUUAAGCUUGUGACGGAACGGCUGGAAAAUGAAAAGAGCCAGUGGUUUGAGGAUGAUGCAACUGCAAGUCCUAACGAUCUUAAAGAGAAUGCCGAUAAACGUGCAUUAACAUUUUUAGAGUAUUGUGCCUUACCAAGACUUCAGCAUUCUUCAUUUGAUGCUGUGUUUGUCUCCAAAUUCAUUUUUUUUCUGAACACCUUCGAAGUUCCGGGUUAUUCAUUGAAGGUAGUUUUGGAAAAAUUUUUCACGCUAGAUAUUCUACCGGUCACGUUAUUUAUCAACACCACGAUGGAAACAGAAAACCUUGCCCUUUUUUAUCAGCUAACAUUGGAGAAACUUCAUGACUGGUGGGCAAACCCAGAGAUAUAUGAAAAAGAGUCAAACAGAUUAGAUGAAAAUUUGGAUCACGAAGCUUACCGGAAGCUGCUAUACUUGUGGCAUGAAAAACUUUUUGACCAGAUUAUGAAAUCCUUAGGCUCUACAAGUUACACGACCAGAAACAAUGCUAUUUUAUUGUUAAAAGUCAUUCUGUUGAACUUCCCAGUCGUCGAGGAGUUAGCAGAUUUAUUAACGGGCAAACUUGAGGAGAUUGCGAACGAAGAUUCCCGUGACGACAUCAAGCUAGCUUCUAGAGCAUUGAUAGGGUUAAUCAAAUUCAAGCAGAGCAAGUUCAUUUCAGUAUGGGAGUUCUACGAGAUGGAAGAAGAGGCUAAAACGAAGGCAAUGAAGGCCAAGGAGGAAAAAGACAAAGCCGAGAAACAACGACUUCAGGAACUGGAGAAGAAAAGAUUGGAGGACGAGAAGAAAGAGAGAGAAAAAGUUGCCUCCGAGCAGGCAAAUAAAGCUGGUUCUGUAAAGCCAUAUGGGUUGGUUGGAUUGAUGUCGAGGAGUGGCAAGAAGGAGGAGUCAGUGGAGAAGAAAGAAAAGGAGAAGAAAGAAAAGGAGAAGAAAGAGGCCGAGACGCCUGCUAAAGCCGAGACGCCUGCCAAAGACGAGACGCCUGCUAAAGUUGAGGUUCCUGCCAAGGCAGACAGUUCUACAGCUGGAGGUAAGUCAGCGGGAGACAAAUCCACGUCCAGCGAUACAAUGGACGUUGAUAGCAAGAUCGAGAGCAAGGUUACGAGCAAACCUGUUGAAAACAAAGCUGCUGAAAGCAAAACUGGCGAGAGCAAGUCACAUGCUAAAGCCGAAGGUAAGGCUAAGAAGCCCGAAGCCAAGAAGGACGCUGUGACCAAUUCGAAGAAGGAGUCCUCGGCGAAGGAUGGGAAGCAACCUGGGAAGAUGGCGACCCCUGCGGCGCCUGCAUCAAAAGAUGUAAAGCGGGUAGGACUCAACAAUCUGCCGAAGUCUCCUUCCUCUGUGCGGAGCCCUUCCGGCCCGGCUGCGUCAGCGGCCACCACCCAGGCCCGCCAAGCAGAUACAAACAAGAACAGAGACGGCAGAGACAGCAGAGACAGCAGAGACAGCAACUCCGGCGGCAGAUGGGGCCGGUACCGCAACGAGCCCCAGCGCUACCAUGACACCACCGGCAGCGCUGGCUACGCCACGGGUCCGAACUCCUCGGCGUACGGAAGCAAGAGCCAAUACUACGCCGGCCAGGACCGCGCCGAGCGGCCAGACCGCCGUGACAGAGGCCAGUAUCUCUUCAACAAGACCGUCAACGGCAACGGCAACGGCGCCGCCAGCGGCAGCCGUGACGCCGGCUACUAUGGCAAUCCUCCAUCGGGCGCCGCCACUGGUCCGAACAGCAGCGGCAGCACCAAGCGCAGCGGGUCCUUCUCCCAGUACAACGGUGGACCUCCAGCACGUCCGUCCCGAGGCGGCAACGGCGGCAGCCGUGACAGCAAGCAGGGCCAGCUGCCGCAGCCUCUGCCACCGCCGGCGACCCCUCCUCCGCCGCCGGCCUCCUCCUCGUCCUCCGCCUCGUCCUCUGGAAACGCUGCCCACAAGCGUCGCCAUGGUGGCAAUGACUACUACGGUGGCGGCGGCGGCAGCAGCAGCAACAAUUACUCGUACAAACGUCCUAGACGCCAGUAG
Pichia membranifaciens NRRL Y-2026 is the source of this 4953-nucleotide messenger RNA. RefSeq lists its product as hypothetical. Gene Ontology annotation, cellular component: THO complex part of transcription export complex. NCBI's taxonomy places the organism in Eukaryota, Fungi, Ascomycota, Pichiomycetes, Pichiales, Pichiaceae. The transcript has a single exon. The record is from RefSeq and is a predicted model, not a curated record. Gene Ontology annotation, molecular function: mRNA binding. Gene Ontology annotation, biological process: mRNA processing; mRNA export from nucleus. Bases 1 to 4953 code for a protein of 1650 amino acids.